UGGGACUCGAGACGAGACGCCAGUCGCGGCCACUUCUAAAUUAAUUGUGCCGCAGCUGCUGUGCCCUCGAUGCUCUCUCUCCCUACAGUCCACGUCUCUCCCGUCCGGAGACUACCGCCGCAGACUCUUUAUGAGCACAGUGGCUCCGCUCGUACCCUCGGAGGUUGCUGAGAGGCUCGCUGUCGUGCAGCCGCUGCCACCACCGUGGACCGAUCACCGCAAUAAGAAAACAUCUCACAACCCCCCGAGCAUGUCCUUGUGCUAGGCUACUCCCCUCUGUCUUAAAACAUGACCACAACGUCGGCAAACGCCUGAGCCAACUUCAUCCUUCUUUCAACAGUUGCGUCUGGCAUCACUGUUAUCACGCUUGUAAGACGGGCUCCUGUCGAAUCACGAUGACCACGACCCUCAGCAUCGCUUCGACAUGUCUGGUGGCCAUAGGACUCGGCUUCUGUUACUUCCUCUGCCGCCAGACAAGUCCACAACCCUCGAUUCCACACCAUCGUCACCGACCUCUUCCCGAUUCCAGUCGGUAUAUCCGGCUGCUGAGAUGGCGUGGCAGACGUCGCCACAACGCCAGUCCAAUCCAAGUGUUUACCACAAAGGCCGUGCCACUCUCUUCGCUCAACCACCUCGACUACGCGGCCCUGUCUUACACCUGGAAAAAGCACCCCGGCACGGCCAGUAGACAGCCUCGAUCACAAAAGGUAUACCUAGACGGAAAUAUACUACCCGUACAAGAGAACCUCUGGGACUUUAUAACGUCCAGUCCCGGCAACCGGCUAUUGGAGCAGCACAGCCUCUGGUUCAUCGACGCAAUCUGCGUCGACCAGUCCUCGGACACGGAAAAAGGGAACCAGUUACGCUUGAUGCCAGAGAUCUUCGACAAGGCCAGCAAAACUGUAGUCUGGCUCGGCAAGGACGACCGCUCCCACAUAGCCAGAGCCGCCCAACUUGUGCGGCAGACUUUCCGCAACACGUUCCAGUCUUGUUUACACAGACCGAGAUCCUGCAUGCUGCAGCGCCUGGCCCGCAGCCACUAAGUCGGAGGCCCCCCUGGCGAUCACCCCCCUUGGCGACCAGUCGCACUGUACACCUAUCACACCAAAACCUACUAUUUCUAUAACCCCUGUUAACUUAGUUAAUUUACUAGCUAUAGAUCUCGUUCUAUAUAAUAAAGAAAGUUAAAUAA
This is a messenger RNA of Microdochium trichocladiopsis, 1192 nucleotides long. RefSeq names its product heterokaryon incompatibility protein-domain-containing protein. The record is from RefSeq and is a predicted model, not a curated record. The transcript has a single exon. NCBI's taxonomy places the organism in Eukaryota, Fungi, Ascomycota, Sordariomycetes, Xylariales, Microdochiaceae. Bases 396 to 1043 code for a protein of 215 amino acids.